ACAGCCGCCCGCGUCUCCGCCUUCUCACUCAUCCCUCUCCGCCGUCCUCGUCCUCGUCCUCGUCCUCGUCGCCGCCCCGGUCGCCCCCAUGCCCCCAAUCCGCGACAAGUUCACCAUCCACUCAAAGGCCGUCGUCUGCCAGGACGUCGAGCUCAAGGGCGACAUCACCGUCGGUGCCGGCACCAUCGUCCAUCCAAAGGCAACCAUCUUUGCCAUCGCCGGCCCCAUCGUCAUCGGCGCCGGCUGCAUCGUCGAGGAGGGUGUCAUCCUCGUCAACCGUCGGAAAGAAGUCAUGCGGAUAGGCGAUGACAAUCUCUUCGAGAUUGGCUGCCGUGUCGAAUGUCCCAGCAUCGGCAACUUCAAUACCAUCUCUGCCCGCGCGAGAGUGCACCACACCGUCCGCAUCUCCUCCUACUGCGUCGUCGGUGCCGCGUGCCUCGUCGUCCCGACCGAAGACGAGAUCCUCGACGAGUAUACCGUCAUAUACGGGCCUACCGCAGAGCGACGGAUAUGGAGCGGGCGCGGCAAGGUGCAGGAGGCCGAUCUCAGGAGAAAGCACGCUGACUAUCUCAAAGAGAUGCUGCCCAAGUUCAAUCGUCUCAGACGAGGCGACGGGACUUGAGCUCUCCAUACCGACGUACGUUCUGGUUCACCCCAUUUGUACGGUAUUCUUGGUCAUGGAUUAUUCUGUUCUGUUGUUAUACAAUGGUCCAAUUUGGAGGAGAACUCGAGGCGUAUCUAGAGCACUGUACCAUCCUAUUCCGUUGUCAUCCAGUGGUUAUGUCGCAUCAUCCAGUCUGCGCCAGAUGAGCACGACGACGUAGUCUGCCGCAACAUACUCGCGCGUUCUCGGCGCAGUAGACAACAGAGCCGCACACAGCGCAAACAUCAGUAUAACGAAAUAGCUAAUUACAUGUGCCCC
Fomitopsis serialis is the source of this 922-nucleotide messenger RNA. Its product is annotated as trimeric LpxA-like protein. NCBI's taxonomy places the organism in Eukaryota, Fungi, Basidiomycota, Agaricomycetes, Polyporales, Fomitopsidaceae. The transcript is spliced from 4 exons. Gene Ontology annotation, biological process: mitotic spindle organization. Bases 89 to 622 code for a protein of 177 amino acids. Gene Ontology annotation, cellular component: dynactin complex. The record is from RefSeq and is a predicted model, not a curated record. Gene Ontology annotation, molecular function: dynein complex binding.